Parasteatoda tepidariorum (common house spider) is the source of this 2735-nucleotide messenger RNA. RefSeq names its product dual oxidase maturation factor 2. Gene Ontology annotation, cellular component: endoplasmic reticulum membrane. Gene Ontology annotation, biological process: protein transport. The record is from RefSeq and is a predicted model, not a curated record. NCBI's taxonomy places the organism in Eukaryota, Metazoa, Arthropoda, Arachnida, Araneae, Theridiidae.
UAUUUAUUUAUUUAUUUUUCAUUUUAGUAUCCAACUAUGGAACUGAAUGGCAUGUAGCAAGGGCGUCCAUCUCCAGUCCAUACAAAGCCUAUUCAAGAGAUAAGAUUUUAGCCGAUGUCUCUGUAAAAAUAGGAUUAAACAGUGUCAAUAUCACAUUACAAGCAUUGAAGCAGAAGCGAAGUGAAGAUAUCAAUUACAACGAACGAUUUCGGUGGAUAGGGGCUGAUGAAAUGAAGGCUGAAUAUAGGGGUGCUUUAGUGAGGGGCUUGCCUUUUCCCCUUCUCACAGUUGCCGAGUACUUCACCCAAGAACUGGAAGGUUUUUGCUGGGGAAGAAGAUACAGACUCGCCGGCUAUUAUUCCUGCAUUCUUCUGUGGGCCGCGUUCUCUCUGUGGCUGCUGAUGAAUAUCCUCCUAUGCACGGUUCCCAGGUAUGGAGCAUAUACCAUGCAGAUGACCGGGGUGCUGAUGCUGCUCACAAACGCCCUCUACGCAUUUCUCUUACCUCAAAAACCUCUGGUCAUUCCAUUUGAAGGAGGAUCUUUGCACUUCGCUUUCGGUUGGUGCUUCUGGAUUGUCUUAGCUGCAGGUACACUAUGUGUGUUUGUUGGAGGUGCAGUGGCCAUUGUAGAUCUUCUUUUUCCCAAUAAAUUCUCGACUAUUCUAGAAGUCGAUUACGACAUGCCCCACAAGUACCCCAUGCCUGGAACAAAACAGAAUCACCCUCAACCAGCACAACAACCAGUGAAGAAGGAGGGUUUCGAGAAUCAAGGAUUCGAAGAGGAGGAUUACAGUACCAUCAUUGAUGGAAAGAGAGCUGUCAGUCUGCGCAAUUUUGGCAAAUUUGCGCAGAAGGAGCAGAGUUAUAACAAGAGGAUCAACAACUUCACGUUCGAUUCCUACCGACCUUCUAAAGAUAUCAAUAUCGAUAUUUCAGCGGCUGCACUUUGGUGAUGAUUUCAGAAUAUAGUUUUUGUGAAUGAUUGAACAGUUCUUACUGGCGUUUCUCGUACCCCCAAGUUCAAGGCAGGUGUUUUUUCCCGGUGUGAGAAACGGCCCUUUUUCCUCCAAAAUGUGAUAUAACGAGUACCUGUCGCCAUAUUUCAGUGUUCCAAAGUAAUCUGUGUGUGACACCUUCUCAGUUGCUGGUGAUGUGGAAUGUUUUUAAAAACAUUCAAAUGUGGCCAAAGAGCUGUUACUAUACACCGAUAACAACAAAGAAACUUACACACACAUGUGCGAUAUUUAAAAUCACUCUUAGAUUGUUAAUUACUUACAAUUUAAUUUAAAACAGAGACGUGUUCCAAAAGUAGGCUUAAUUAUGUGUUCUUGACGUUAAGAUUGUAAAAAUCUGAAUACGUUGGAUUCAAUUAAUCAUCUUCAUAAGAAAAACUGCAAUUGUAAACUGAAGAGUGGGAUUAAAGCUCCCGACAGCGGAAGUGAAUAUCGCAGGUUCAGGAAUGAAAUUCAACUCUUACAAGCAUACAACAUAAAAUGACUGAAUGGAUACAAUAUUCAAGCAGAAUCUAAGCAGAUCCAUUAAAAUAUAAAUGUAGUUGACGCUAGGUGAUUUAAUACCAAUAAGAGCCAAAUCACAUUUCAUCAUUAAGCGCUAGUCCAAACCAACAUUAAGAGACUGCUUUGUUGCUGUUAAUACAACUAUAAAAUAACUAAGAUACAUAUAACGCAUAAAAUACAUAUUACCAAUUAACCCAUUUGUCGUUAGCGUCCUUUUAAUAGGACAGUUCUUUUUUUUUUUUCAAAGAAGAAAAAUGUGGUAGCACAAGUGUCUCUAUUUCAAGAUUUAUUUUGCAAACAUUAAAUAGUUCUGCAUUAACUAUACAAACAUUUAUAUUUGGAUCUGAAGUUACCGCUUGGUGCUUUUCUUAAGCUAAAGUGGUAGGUAAUAGGAAAAAAAAUAUCCACUUAAUGUAAAAAAAUAUGCACUUUUUUCACCUAUGUGUUUUUCAUAUAUGGACCAGUUUCUGAGGCUGGGCAUUAUUUGCAGUGUUCUCUAAACCCCGAACCGUGGAUCAAAUAGUACCGGGUCACCAAUGUAGCAUUAAAUCAUUUCAUUUUAUUUACAUCUCACAGUGGACUGAUCGUAAAGAUACGGUUCCCAGUAAUCAAGCAUCACUGACUGCGGUCAGUAAACUGGUGGGUGACCACUUUGAUCAGCCUGCGUAGGGUUCGAGGGUGCACGGUAUCGGUCCUCAUUAACAAACAGCGAAACUUCGAGAGUGUUAAUUCAAAACUGAAAAAUAGCCUUAAAAUGAAUUAAAAUCUUAAAUUUCUUCUUGCGCAAUCGAACAGAAACCCCUCACCCUUUAUGAAAAGAAGAAAAAAAACUAAGUGGAAAUAAUCUAGCAUAUUUAAACUUUUUAGCUGAAACUUAAUUUCAAAAGAAUAAAAGGUAAAAUGAAAAAGUGAUAUUGAGGUCAAAAACCAAAGUCCCUUUUAAAUUGAAGAGAAAUUAAGUUUGCUUCGUUGCGAUUUGUUUUUUCAAUAUUCAACUAGUGAAAGCAAACAUAUGAAUCCGUGUUGUGUUCAGGCCUUAAGGAACCAUGUUUGAAGAUGUGAACUUUAUGGAAUAAAACAAAACAUUUUGUAUAAAUUUUCAGAAGAAUGUAAUAUUCGUGAACUUCCAAGAGCUGACGAUAUGUAUAUUUAUUGCAUGAUGUUAUUGUUAUGUGCCGUGUAUUGGAUAGCAUGUUUUAAUAAAUGUUUAUCGAGUAA